AUGCUCUCGUUGGCUGGCCCUCGCUUCAUAUUCUUCGCCAAACCCACUGGCUCCAGGGCAUCUACAAGUCUCUGCUGGGUAAAACCCGCCUUAUCUCAGCUCAAUGGUCACCAUAGCAGCACCCACCUGCAACACGUGCUCCAGGAGUCUGGGACCAGCAUCCAGGGGAAUCUGGAGAGCGUCACUAAAAGCCUUAAACCCUCUGCUUGCUGUGGGGACCCAGAGGAGUACUUCAUUGUGAUUGACAAACACGCAAUGCCUUGUAAGCCACCAGACUCUCUUGCCUGUUUUGAUGAGCUUUUCAAAGCUCAUUUUGUCUUUGGUACCUUGGAGAACCAGGAUCUGACUCCUCCCUGUGUGAUCGGAGGAGAAGAUGGGAGGACGGAAGAUUCUGGAGAAAAAGGAGAGGAGACAGCAGUGGACUACGGCUUCCCCAGACACGGUGGUGAGGAGACAGCAGUGGACUACGGCUUCCCCAGACACGGUGGUGAGGAGACAGCAGUGGACUACGGCUUCCCCAGACACGGUGGUGAGGAGACAGCAGUGGACUACGGCUUCCCCAGACACGGUGGUGAGGAGACAGCAGUGGACUACGGCUUCCCCAGACACGGUGGUGAGGAGACAGCAGUGGACUACGGCUUCCCCAGACACGGUGGUGAGGAGACAGCAGUGGACUACGGCUUCCCCAGACAUGGUGGUGAGGAGACAGCAGUGGACUACGGCUUCCCCAGACAUGGUGUGUUGCUGCUGCAACAGCAGGUAACUGAGGCUGAGGUCUGGGCUGAGGAUGAGGUCUGGGCUGAGGCCGAGAUAGGGGCUGAUGCUGGGGUCGGAGCAGAGGCCGGGGUUGGGGUUGGGGUCUGGGUUGAUGCUGGAGUUGGGGCUGAGGCCAAGGUCGGGGAUGAGGCUGGGGUCAGGGGUGAGGCUGGGGUCAGGGGUAAGGCUGGGGUCAGGGGUAAGGCUGGGGUCGGGGCUGAGGCUGUGACUGAGGAUGGGGUCGGGGCUGAUUCUGGGGUCAGUGCUUGGGUCAGGGCUAAGGCUGAGGUUGGGGCUGUGGCUGUGACUGAGGCUGGGGUCAGGGCUAAGGCUAAGGUCAGGGCUGAGGCUGGGGUUGGGGCUGAGGCUGUGACUGAGGCUGGGGCUGAGGCUGUGACUGAGGCUGGGGUUGGGACUGAGGUCGGGGCUGAUUCUGGGGUCGGUGCUUGGGUCAGGGCUAAGGCUAAGGUCAGGGCUGAGGCUGGGGUUGGGGCUGAGGCUGUGCCUGAGGCUGGGGCUGAGGCUGUGACUGAGGCUGGGGUUGGGACUGAGGUCGGGGCUGAUUCUGGGGUCGGUGCUUGGGUCAGGGCUAAGGCUGAGGUCACGGCUGGGGAUGGGGCUGAGACUGUGACUGAGGUCGGGGUUGAGGUCGGACCUGGGGCUGAGGCCGGACCUGGGGCUGAGGCUGGGGCUGAGGCCAGUUUCGGAGCUUGUUUGGCUGGGGUCGGGACUAUUGAGGCCGAGGAUGGGGCUGAGGUCGGGGCUAGUGAGGCUGAGGCUGAGAUCAGCAGCUGUCCCAAGGGAUGCCUGUGUUGCUCCGACAUCCUCAGCUGCGCCGACCAGGGUUUGAAGGCGCUGCCCUCUGAGCUGCAUGCGUACAUCACCACCCUGGACCUCAACCACAACCACCUGACUAAGUUGAAGGAGGGAAGCUUUGCUGCGCUGCCCCGUCUGGAGUCCCUCCGCCUGGCUCACAACCGGCUGAAAUGCCUCGAGGCCGGAACCUUCCGGAACAGCAGAUCGCUACGGCAACUGGACCUGUCGUCGAAUCAGCUAGACAAAGUGGAGGUGCACUACUUUCUGGAGCUGACAGGAUUGGAGGAACUGCUGCUCUUCAACAACCGCAUCGUUCGGGUGGAGAGCAAGGCCCUUGCGGCGCUCAGCAACCUGCGCAAGGCCUACGUCAGCCACAACCACCUCACGGACUUCCCAUUCUUCUCCAUCCAGGAGGACAGCCACCCCUUCCUGGCCACCAUGGACCUGUCCUCCAACAGCAUGUCCAAACUCCCCCUGGUGGACAUCGAGACCCUGCCGGCGGCCUUGCAGAGCGGACUCUUCCUCCACAACAACACCCUGAUCUGCGAGUGCGAAAUGUACAAUAUGUUCCGGCGCUGGGAACAGAAGGGAUUCACCUCCGUCAGGGAUUUUCGUGAGGAAUACACCUGCCUGGUGUACGGGGAACGCAAGGCCUCCGUUAAGUUUUUCCAGCACAGACGCUUCUUUGAACUGAACUUAAACUGCAGUUCGGCAGUGGCUGGAGCUGUCAGGGAGCCUGAGGGCAGCCUGCUGGUGUACGAAGGAGAUGGCGUGGUUCUGGACUGUCACACCACGCUCAGAGGACAGCACCUGACCUACCUGUGGGUGUCACCUCACCAUGGAGCCGGUGCUCCGCCGGAGAACAACGGCACUCUCCGCAUGCACGCCAACGGCAGCCUGGAGAUCGUAUCAGCGCAGGCUGAGGACUCCGGCGUGUACUGGUGCAAGGUCUUCGACGCAGUCAAGAAGAACGAGUCAUGGGAGGUCAACGUGACGGUGUUGAUGCGGCACGACGAGGCCGAGCCCUUCAACACGGGGUUUACGACCCUCAUAGGGUGCGUGACGACCCUCGUCCUGGUCCUCAUGUACCUCUACCUGACCCCUUGCCACUGCUGGUGCUGCAAGCACCCCCUGCCGCCGGGUACCCCCAGCCCCGCCAACGACCAGUCCUCGAUCCUGACCUCCCCCCCACCCAGCACCACAGAGGGCCCAGGCCGCAAGAUGUGUGAAUCUACCUUUACUAUCACCGAUCAAAGUCCUCGUCUGGGAGCAUGGAACAAUCUUCCAUCACCACGGUAACAUCAGACGGCAGGGCAACCGACAGAGGCAGACUCCGGAUGAUGUCACAAAAACAACAACCAAUUUCCUGAAAAAAAAGAGAGAAGACUAAAGUCUUUAAAGUAGGACUGAAUAGUCUUCUAUAACCAGCUUCAACAAAGACCACUGUCUCCUGUAUAUAGGCACAGAGCGGUUUCUCCACACACCACAAAUAAAAGCCAACAACUAACUACCUAUGCACAUCUCACUCAAUCACUGUGAAUUGUAAUGCUUUUAACAGAGCCACGAGGCCAAAUAUAUCAGUAUUGUUAGGCUAUAGCACGGUGACAAAGAGGACAAUAUCAGCAAUCAUUUGAAACAUUAUUAUGUAGAUAGUGAAAGUAGUCUAGAGUAACACAAUAUAGAAUGACUGACCUAUAGUAGUGCAGAAUUAUUUGUAGAUUAUUUACUGAAAAUUGUUUGUAGAUUAUUUAGUGCAGAUAAUUUAGUGUAGAU
This is a messenger RNA of Oncorhynchus nerka (sockeye salmon), 3345 nucleotides long. RefSeq lists its product as uncharacterized. Gene Ontology annotation, molecular function: protein binding. The record is from RefSeq and is a predicted model, not a curated record. The transcript has 6 exons. The coding region runs from base 1 to 2871 and encodes 956 amino acids. NCBI's taxonomy places the organism in Eukaryota, Metazoa, Chordata, Actinopteri, Salmoniformes, Salmonidae.